AUGAACUAUUUUUAUGAGGGACUUACACCAAGAGAGCGCCAAUUUGUGAAGAUGAUGCGUAAUAGUGAGUUUUUACAGAAAGAUCCCGAUGAGGCCAUAGAAUACCUCAAUGAGCUUGCUGAAAAGCUCACACUUGGACUGGACCUAGUGUUACUAAGGGCACAAAUAGGUCAUGACUUGCAGGAAACCCAAAUGGUUGUUGAAGAAAACAAUGAGAUAAAGAGCCAAGUAUCCAAGUUUAUGAGCUCCUUGAGUGUGAAUAAGCGUGGCAAUUUCCCUUCUCAAGCUCAAUCCAUUCCCCAAGGUCAACAUAUGGCUCAAGGAAAUUUGAAGGAGGUCAAUGCCAUUAUGACACGAUGUGGUAAGUCUUCACACAUUCCAACGACUAAUAAGCUAGAGAAUGUUGAAGAGGAACAAAGUAAGGAUAGUGCCGAGUUGCUGAAGGAAGCCGAGGUAAUUAAGAACCCAGUUAAGGUACCAUUUCCUCAAGUUUUAAAAUCUGGUAUGCGAACUUUGGAUUCUAGCAAUGAAAUCUUGGAGAACCUCAGGCAAGUAAAGAUCAAUCUUCAUCUUUUGCAUGUUAUUAAACAAGUUCCUACUUAUACAAAAGUUCUCAAAAAUUUGUAUACAGUUAAGAGGAAACAUCAUGUUAAGAAAACAGCAUUUCUAACAGAGCAAGUUAGUGCUCUAAUUGAGCAGCGAAUUCCUCCUAAAUACAAGGAUCCUGGUUGUCCCACCAUUGCAUAUAAUAUUGGGAAUCAUGAGUUUGGGCAAGCCUUGCUAGAUUUAGGAGCUAGUGUAAAUUUGAUGCCUUACUCUAUUUAUUUGCAGCUUGGUUUGGGUGAAAUUAAGUCUACUUCUGUUGUGCUUCAACUGGCUAACCGUUCAGUUAAGAAACCAAGAGGGAUAGUUGAGGAUGAAUGGGCUGAUGAAACUAUCUUUUGGAAACAUGACCAUGGCGGUCAACAUAUUUCACAUCAGUAA
Molecule: messenger RNA, 984 nt
Organism: Juglans regia (Persian walnut)
Lineage: Eukaryota; Viridiplantae; Streptophyta; Magnoliopsida; Fagales; Juglandaceae
Exons: 3
Coding region: 1-984 (327 amino acids)
Source: RefSeq, a predicted model, not a curated record